Molecule: messenger RNA, 335 nt
Organism: Grammomys surdaster
Lineage: Eukaryota; Metazoa; Chordata; Mammalia; Rodentia; Muridae
Product: kinesin-like protein KIF23
Exons: 3
Biological process (GO): mitotic spindle organization; microtubule-based movement
Molecular function (GO): microtubule binding; microtubule motor activity; ATP binding
Source: RefSeq, a predicted model, not a curated record
CCCACAAUCUAAGAUGCUCCGAGAAGAUAAGAACCACAAUACUUACAUUUCGGGAUGUUCGGAAAUAGAAGUACAAUCUGCAGAGGAGGCUUUUAAAGUGUUUUGGAGAGGUCAGAAGAAGAGGCAUAUUGCCACCACCAAGAUGAAUAGAGAGUCCAGUCGCUCACAUACUGUGUUCACAAUAAAACUUGUCCAGGCUCCUCUGGACGCUAAUGGAGACAACAUCUUACAGGAAAAAGAGCAAAUUACUGUAAGCCAGCUGUCUCUGGUAGAUCUUGCUGGAACUGAAAAUGUCAACCGUACUAAAGCAGAACAGAACAGACUACGAGAAGCUG